AUUUCCGCGCCGCAGAUGUGGUGUGUGGACCCGCCUUAAGAUAUAAAUGAAAAAGUGAGGCUAAGAAAUCAUAACAAAACUAAUGGUAUUAAACAUUACGUAUAAUACGAAAUUUGUAUAACGUUUAGAAAUGUUGGAAGAAGUACAAAGGCAUUCUGUACACACUCUUGUGUUCAGGUCAUUAAAGCGGUCUCAUGAUAUGUUUUUGGCAAAUCAAGGGCUUUUGCCUCCUGUAGAUGAAAAAGCUGGAAUGAUCAGAAAGUUAAUUAAAGCAAGAGAUUCAUAUGGAAUGGUAUUUGAUGAUGUUAAAAAAAUGCAAGCAAUGAAGCAUCUUAGGGAAGCCGAAGCUGGGCCAAAUCCACCACCACCGGGAACUUCCGAGAACCAAAACGCUUCAUCAAAUGAUAAUGCAGUUGUUCCUUAUACAGAUAAUAAUUUAGUAGUUAGAAACCAACAGAAUGCUAAUCCCAAUCAGUUAGCUAAUAUUAUGAAAAAAGCUCCCACAAUGCCCAAACCUAAGUGGCACGCACCCUGGAAAUUAUACAGAGUUAUUGCCGGGCAUUUAGGUUGGGUUAGAUGUGUAGCAGUGGAACCAGGAAAUGAGUGGUUUGCUACAGGAGCAGCUGAUAGAAUAAUAAAAAUUUGGGAUUUAGCUACUGGUCAAUUGAAAGUAUCUCUUACUGGACAUGUAAGUACAGUUAGGGGUUUGGCAGUGAGUCCAAGACAUCCUUAUCUCUUCAGUUGUGGUGAAGAUAGACAAGUAAAAUGUUGGGAUCUGGAAUAUAAUAAGGUAGUUAGACAUUAUCAUGGUCAUUUAUCAGCAGUUUAUACUUUGUCACUACAUCCUACAAUAGACGUUUUAUUAACGGCAGGUAGGGAUUCAACUGCCAGAGUAUGGGAUAUAAGAACUAAAGCUAAUAUUCACACUUUAACUGGCCAUACACAUACGGUAUCUACAGUUAUUUCACAGGCAUCAGAACCGCAGGUUAUUACUGGAUCACAUGAUUCCACAAUUCGAUUAUGGGAUUUGGCGGCUGGAAAAUCAAUUUGUACAUUGACCAAUCACAAAAAAAGUGUACGAGAUGUAGUUUUCCAUCCAACACUAAACAUGUUUGCUUCCGCUUCACCAGACAAUAUCAAACAGUGGAAAUGCCCCGACGGAAAGUUCAUCCAAAACCUCUCGGGUCAUAAUACAAUCAUCAACUGUCUAGCUGUCAAUCCAGAGGGAGUUUUGGUAUCCGGUGGUGAUAAUGGUACCCUUCACUUCUGGGAUUGGCGUACAGGUUAUAAUUUUCAAAGAUUACAAGCUCCUGUCCAGCCUGGAUCAAUGGAUAAUGAAGCUGUUAUAUUUUCAAUGACGUUCGAUAAUUCUGGAUCAAGACUGAUUACAACAGAAGCUGAUAAAACUAUUAAAAUUUAUAAAGAAGAUGAUACUGCUACCGAAGAGAGUCAUCCUAUUAACUGGAAGCCCGAUAUACUUAAGAGAAGAAAGUUUUAAAUAAGUUAAUUUGUAAUAAAAAGACAAAAGAUGAAAAGUGGUAUACUGUUUUUAAAAUUAUUAUUAUGUAUUUCUUAAAUUUUUUAUUGUAACAAUUAUAUAACAGUGAACCUAUUGGUUAUUAGCAUUCCUUUUUAUGUUUAAUACAUACUUGUCAAUAAAUUCUUCUGACAAUGAAAAAA
Molecule: messenger RNA, 1680 nt
Organism: Diorhabda carinulata
Lineage: Eukaryota; Metazoa; Arthropoda; Insecta; Coleoptera; Chrysomelidae
Gene: Tango4
Product: pleiotropic regulator 1
Exons: 6
Coding region: 131-1498 (455 amino acids)
Biological process (GO): mRNA splicing, via spliceosome
Cellular component (GO): catalytic step 2 spliceosome; precatalytic spliceosome; Prp19 complex
Molecular function (GO): protein binding
Source: RefSeq, a predicted model, not a curated record